This is a messenger RNA of Necator americanus (New World hookworm), 252 nucleotides long. RefSeq lists its product as uncharacterized. The transcript has a single exon. The coding region runs from base 1 to 252 and encodes 83 amino acids. NCBI's taxonomy places the organism in Eukaryota, Metazoa, Nematoda, Chromadorea, Rhabditida, Ancylostomatidae. The record is from RefSeq and is a predicted model, not a curated record.
AUGACAGUUACUGCUGAGGUCUGCUGCGCUCAUCUGCAAACACUGGCCGACAAGAUCCGCAAGGAGCACCCGAAGCUCGACAACGUUCGCCUGCUGCAUGAUAACGCGCAUCGCGAAGAAAACUUCUCAGAAAAUUCUGGAGCUCGGAUAGGAAGAUCUAUCGUACCCACCGUACAGCCCGGACCUGGCCCCGAGCGACUACCACCUCUUCCGAUCACUUCAGGAUCACCUGGAAGAGAAGCGCUACAAUGA